Messenger RNA from Pseudoliparis swirei, 3379 nucleotides. Its product is annotated as BEN domain-containing protein 4. The record is from RefSeq and is a predicted model, not a curated record. Gene Ontology annotation, molecular function: DNA binding. Lineage: Eukaryota; Metazoa; Chordata; Actinopteri; Perciformes; Liparidae. The transcript has 7 exons. Bases 147 to 1781 code for a protein of 544 amino acids.
AGUCCCGCCUGUAUUUCCCUCUGGGGGAGUCUCAGUGUCGGCGCUCCCGACUGGGGAUUGGAGCGGCGGCUUGUCACCUGUCACGUCAGCACGCCACGGUACCGACCCCGCAGCCCCAUCCUCCGCGCUGUGACACCUGGCUCGGGAUGGAGGGAGCGAUGCAGCCCGCGGACGGAGGGCCCUGCGCCCCGAAGAUGUGCCGACAACACCGGGGUCCGUACAGCACCCUGAAACCCUUCCAGAGCAAGCGCUCGGCGGGCAAGUCGCGCGCUGACAGGUCCGCUGUGGUCGAGCUGCCUCUGUUUGGCGACGGACAUCACUUCACUUUCCAUCCCGAGCAGCCUCAUCGUUUCCAGCCCCAUCACCACCAUCACCAGCAGCAGCAGCAGCGCCACCAAACCAGCGUCGCUGUCAGCAGCAGCAGUCAGCAGCAUCACCACCCGACUCCCCAGCAGCAGCAGGAUCCUUUCCCCUGUGAGAACAGGCCCAGCAGCAGGGUCCCGACAUCCACCUCGGCGGCGGCGGCGGCUCCAUCUCCUGGUACCCAGCAGCGGCGCGGAGCGGAGCCCAGACUUUCCCCAGACUGCACCUACAGCAUCAGCUCAGAGAAUCGUCUCAUCCUGGAUGCCUUCGCCCAGCAGUGCAGUCGAGUCCUCAGCCUCCUCAACAACGGUCGUCUCCUGGAGCCAUCCUCCUCCUCCUCCUCCUCCACCUUCACGUCCAACAUCAAGCUGGAAGGCGGGCCGGGGGAGGUACAGGGUCUUCGCUGCUCCUCGCUGCUUAAGUCCAAACCUGAAGAGAGCUCCUCCACCACGGACCCAGAAGGGGAGGCCCAGCAAAGCCAUAUGAACCAACAACAGACCUCUGCCGUCCUCCGCAUCUUCACGGACUCCCUCCAGAACUAUCUGCUCUCAGAGCCUCCGCAGCAUCCGGCUGCCGGUCUGGACGAUGAGAAGUGUCCGGCGGCGGGGCCCGGCUCAGGGGCGUCUCCUCCGAGACACAACCUGGGCGGCUGGGGCUCGCCCACUCCGUCAGAGUCGUACGGCCACCCGUCGUCCACGCUGCCCGAGGAGGAAGAGGAGGAGGAGGAGGAGAGCUGCUGCCCGCGCUGCUUGGAGUUGGAGCAGGAGGUGCUGUCUCUGCAGCAGGAGAACGAAGAGCUCCGCAACAAGCUGGAGAAUGUCCCAGUUCCCUCUCAAAACACCCUUGACUACUUCAAAACUGUUCUGGAGUUUCACAACCAGCUGAUCCAACCGAUGCCGGAGGAGCAGCUCACCGAGGAAGAAGAACGGCAAACAAUCUUUGAGGGCAGCAAACAGCUGCUGGAGAACUAUCCUCUCUUCAUCUCGAACAAGCAGUGGGACGAAGCCGUCAACUCCUCCAAGAAAGACGGCAGGCGGCUGCUGCGCUACCUGAUUCGCUUCGUCUUCACCACAGACGAGCUCAAGUUCUCCUGCGGUUUGGGCAAAAGGAAGCGCUCGGUCCACUCAGGAGAUCCAGGCCUGGAGAGGCGGCCGCUCAACCCCGUCAAAGUCAGCUGCCUCAGAGAGUUCAUCCGGAUGCACUGUGCCUCAAACCCAGACUGGUGGAUGCCGUCAGAGGAGCAGAUCAACAAGGUGUUCAGCGACGCCGUCGGUCACGCCCGUCAGGGCCGAGCGGUCGGUACGUUCCUGGGCAGCAGCGGCAGCAGCACCAGCAGCCUCUACAUGGACGGCUUCGAUGGACAUCUGUCCCACGACGAGCUGUAUCUGAAAGGCUGCCAGAACGGCCUGUCGGACUGAAUCGGACGAGGAAUCAGAGACAAAUGCCGGAAAUGUAGCUGUUCAACAACUUAUCCCAAAACGCCGACCUUAACCUGACACUUUACAGAGUGAAGAACACAUUCCAGAUGACGUUUAUCGUUUCGAAUAUAACUGCAGUUUCUUUGAAUAGCUCGUCGCUCUUUUGCCAUUUUGUUUUUCGUCAACAUUUUCAUCUCACGGUCUCUUCAAUUUCUUUUUCAAUUUGAGUCUUCCAGUAGCUACUUUUUCGAUGGUUUGAUGUUUUGAGCAGUUUCUUUUGUGUGUUUGUUUUUGGGAUGCUUUAAGGUAAUUAGGAAUCUAUUUGUGUUAAUGUGACCCAUUAGAGACGUGUCAUAUCCAUCACUGCCCUUCAUCACAUCAAAGAAAGUAGUAUGUCAUAUUUUUCCACCAAAUUCUGCGUCAUUGGCGAAGCACCUUUUUAAUUGCAACCCUUCAACAGGAGUGCCUUUGAGAAAGUCGUGUUUUGUUAGCUGUAGUCUUGCACUUUGCAUCCCAAUUUGUUUUUCUUUAUUAUACUAUCAAUUCUGAUGUGCAUUAAAAGUCUCUGCAAUGAGCUUAAAUUCAGCUUCCCUUGGGUUGAGAAAGGUUUUGGUCAGGGCGAAUGUCAGGAUAUAUCAUAUUGCAAAACAGUCUUAUAGCUCAAUAUAAUUACUCACAUCUGCAUAGGUCACGAGAGGCCUCCUAUAUUAUUUUGAAAUGCUGUAUAUGUCAGUGGUAUAACACUGAUGAAGGUGUGCUCAUGAUUAAAAUGCAGAUUUGCAGAAGAAAAAAACACUGAUAAAGUAGAAGGUUUAUAUGUAAUGCUAAUCUCUGCACUUUCUUUGCUCCAUCAGAUUAUUUUAUUCAUCCUGACGCAAAAAAGUCUUCAACUGCAAAGUAGAUUAAUGCAUUCUACAUCUGUGUCAUCGGUGAGAAGACGUUUUGAUUCUGGAUGAAUGACUGUUGCCAUAUAAUAUUGCCUUAAACUUGAUUCAAGCCCUCCACAGAACAACGUGUUGAUGCUUUGUGUGUCUUCACAAUGUGGGUCAUCACUGUCUUCCUGACAGAAUAAUCACUUCUGAAUAAUUAUCCGUUGACCCAAGUGGAAGAAAAAUCGAGCACUUCUUUCUUAUUUGCACUUUUACGCGUCUCAUUGUGGCUGAAGCUGCCCGACACUGAGAAGUCCUUUAGAAUUUAACAACUUGUGUUCCUUGACUUUGUAUUUAUUAUAUUCGGUACUCGAUCACUUCACUUCAUGACACCGUUUUCUACGUUUUGAAUGUAUACCAGAUUUAUUAGGUCAGUUUGCCACGUCGACAGUGCUGUGUAAAUGUGUAAUAUAAAGUACAGUAACGUGUGAGGUGUUCUUGAAAUACCAUGUCUCUCGCUUAAAAAGCAGGAAAGUGCCACAGAAACCUUAAACAGUUGGAUUCUGUUGUUGUGUUGCUGUUCUGAAUGUGAGUUUUUAUUUGUAUAUUUACUCCCUCAAAGUGGCUUUUAACAACACUGUGAAACAUCUGUGGGAUUUUUACAAAUCUAAUAGCUUCUGUUGUUUUUUAUUUAUAAUAAAUAAAACGAGCACUGAAGCUGAAAGCUUA